UUUGUUUGUCAUACUGUGAAAAACUGUGUUUGUUGCAGAUAGUUUUUUCACAGAGCCAGACACAAAUGCGGGUUUUGUAACACGAAUCAGCCAGAAAGGCCUGGAUUUAUUGGCCGAUUAUCUUAAAGAACGAGUAACAUUUGGUCUCAUGUCAACAAAAGCAACUAUCUAUGAUUCGACAACAUUCAAAUCACGUUUAUUUCUUGUUCCUGGCCAGGGGAUCACUUGGAUGGCAAGCUUUUCCGAAUUUUUUUCUCGAUUUUUUACUUUUCUAGGUUCACAUUUGAAUUUAUCAAUUGGCACAUUUUUCAAAUUUUUCAGCCUGGAUGGUAAUUUUUCUGGAUCAGCCAUUCUUCAGAUUGAUAAGUAAGU
Messenger RNA from Gongylonema pulchrum, 372 nucleotides. Lineage: Eukaryota; Metazoa; Nematoda; Chromadorea; Rhabditida; Gongylonematidae. The record is from the annotation of a GenBank genome assembly.